Angiostrongylus costaricensis is the source of this 735-nucleotide messenger RNA. The record is from the annotation of a GenBank genome assembly. Lineage: Eukaryota; Metazoa; Nematoda; Chromadorea; Rhabditida; Metastrongylidae.
CUGUCGUUUGCUGCAUUUAGGGAACUCCUUACCUUUUUAAAAUAUUUGUUCUUUGGUAAAAGUCACGUAAGAUACUGUGGAUAUAGUUCCCCACUUCAGGUUCUGCACCUUCUGCGGUCAUUCCAUUCUGACGAAAGCGAUCCGUGUGCAGUUCGGAAUAUGGUGUCAUUCUGCGCGCCCUUUCGACAUUCCAUCUCAUUUUUUGCGAUUUUGAUAUCACUGAACCAGUAUUUUGUGUACGUAGGCCGUCUUCUUGAUGCACUCUUUUCAUUCAUUUAUCUGUCUGUGGCGUGUAGAAAUAUAACAAAAUAUAACCAAAUUUCAGCUGAUGUCAAUAUCACUACUAUCGCCUUGUUGCCGAUUAAUUGUCUGUGCUUCGUGAUGUCAGUUCUUCUCUUCCGUACACAUCGACGAAACGUCAUACUUCACGCUUCGCGGAGUCUGUUAGUAGAGCCAAUUUUUCCUAAAUAUUUGAAUCUUCAAAUUAACUGCCAAACAUCCAAAUUUCAGAUAUACAACUGGUACUGCGUGGUCGUUCCAGUGGUGAUGAUCCAAGCUGUGAAACAGGUAUGCGUGGAUGGAAGACAAAAAAUCGACUCGAUAUUGCGAAAACAAGUGGUCGGCGAGGAAGGAGCCGAACACUACUUCACUCUACUCAAGAACCAAUGGCGGCAAAGCCAUGAAAGCAGGUCCGCUCACUAUGAGGCGUCGGCUUCAGUGGAAACAGCUUCGUAA